Messenger RNA from Geodia barretti, 741 nucleotides. The record is from the annotation of a GenBank genome assembly. NCBI's taxonomy places the organism in Eukaryota, Metazoa, Porifera, Demospongiae, Tetractinellida, Geodiidae.
AUGUAUAUUGGGGCGGCGUGGCAACAGAUUGAAAACGUCCCGUCUUCCAUCAAUAAAUCAUUCGCCAACCUUAAACAGUCAACAGAUAGUGAGCACCCAACUAUGCGUUUGAUCCUGAUCGGUCCGCCGGGAGCGGGCAAGGGAACCCAAGCCGAAUACCUGGUAGAACGAUUCCAGAUUCCGCACAUUUCGAGCGGCGACAUGCUGCGAGCCGCGGUGGCCGCCGGCACGGCGUUGGGCAAGCAGGCGGACGGCUUCAUGAAGGCCGGCCAACUGGUGCCCGACGAAUUGGUCAUUGCGUUGAUCAUUGAGCGCACGGCGCAGCCGGACUGCGCCAAGGGGUUCAUCCUCGACGGCUUUCCACGCACCCGACCGCAGGCCGAAGCACUGGCCGUCGAUCUGGAAAAGGCCGCCGUGGCCCUCGACGCCGUGGUGUUGAUCGAGGUGCCGGACGGCCGCAUUCUGGAGCGCGUCACCGGCCGGCGCAUGGACCCCGAGACCGGUGACAUCUACCACGUCCAGUUCAGGCCGCCACCCGCAGACAUCGCCGGUCGCGUCGUGCAACGCAAGGACGAUACCGAGUCAGCCUGCACAGCCCGCCUAGAGAAGUACCACGCCGAAACGGCACCCAUCAUCCCGUUCUACAGCGAUCAGGGGUUGCUAAAGCGCAUCGACGGCGACACCGCGCCGGAGAUCGUGACGGCCCGCAUCGCGGCAACACUGAAUGAAACAACGUCGUAA